UUUCAUUUGUGCAGUUUCUGUUCUUAUUCUUUCUGUAGAUUUUUUUUUGACAGACUCGGCAUUCGCGACGAUUUUAUUUCAUGUCAGUAUUUUAAAACGCAUGGAAAACAAUCGGAUGAUAUUGAGAACGCUGUCCAUCCUGAAUCCUGAUUAUUUUUUCAGUUUUGGUUGCCAAAUCUCAUUUUCAUGAGGAAACAUUCACCUCUUUCGCUGCAUAACUUGAUCUUAGUCGCGUGAUUAACCUGCAGUCUACCGAUCGAUCGCAGAAUGGCAGAGAGCGAUGUGUGCUGCGUGUUGCAGUGUCCCUUGUCAGAGCCAUCGCGUUCGAUGCGCAGCGUGUGUUUCUUCGCUUUCCCGCAUCCGAGCGAUCCGCGCUAUCCCGUCUGGAUUGAGCGCACUCUCCAUUCAAAAGACCGGGCUCCUUCCGCAGCGAGCAGGAUCUGCAGUCGACACUUUCGCUCGUCGGAUAUUGUGAUACUGGCAUCAGCCGAGUAUUGCGAGGAACCGGAGAAGCGUCUCAAACACGACGCGCUGCCGUGUCUCUUCGAAGGCAUCCCGCGCAGCAUGCAACCGCCCGUGGAGUCUGUUCCGCGAUCACACAGCCCGGAUAUCGCAGUUUCAAGUGUCUUGGAAGCGCAUCGCCCGAUCGAAUCUGCCCCUCGUCCAGACAGCCCGGAAAUCGCUGUUCUCAGUACGAAAAAGCGCAGCAAAGACAGCUGUCUGUCGACUCUGCAACCUCCGCCCACGAAGGUAGCACGUGUUGACGAGGAGACGACUGAACGCCGCACAGCCUGCCCAAAGGCUACACCGAGCGCGGCCGAAGCGUGUGCAGCUGCACUUGCAUCGACUGCACAGAUGUUGCACUUUCCGUCUCCCGAUAUCCUCUUUCGACCACAUUCGAGCGACAAACCGGUUGCUGCCGAACCCCUUCCGCUUCUCCCUCAAUCUGCUGUGGCUGCUCUUCCUUCGCGGAACUCACCGAAGCAACCUGAAAGCCGCGGGGAGGUUGGCUCGCUUGUUGAUCUUCCUGAUCGUUCCCCGGCGCAACCAGUGAGCGCCGCCGAUGAUGCGGACACUCUGCAAAUGUGCUGCGUUCCUGGUUGCUCCAUUACAUCGCAGAAUGCAGCUCAAACCGGGGACACUUUGUUUCCCUUCCUGCUGCCCGAGCACAAGCUGUACGAUGUCUGGGUCAAGCGAAUCCGCUGCACGACGUCCUGGCAGCCGCAGCCGCCCUCCUUCAUCUGCAGCCGGCAUUUCCUCCGUUCCGAUAUAAAAACCUGCAGAAUCAGUACAAAUGCCAAAAAAGCGCCGUUUCCCACCGUCCUAAGGGACAAUGCCGUGCCCUGUCGGUCAGCGUGUAUUGCAGCUUUCCACUUUUCCGGAGUACGUGACGGAGAGACGGAAAAUGCGCAGAGUGUAGCGGAAGUGCAGUCCUGUCGAGCGUGCGGCGCCAAACGGAACGGCUGGACCAAGCCCGCGGAAAUGCUCGUGUUCUAUCCUUUUCCGAGCGCUAGGCAUCUGAAUUCUUUGUGGACGGGAUUUCUGCCGGACCAAGGCCGACGGGAACUGACUACCGAACCGGCGGUGGUGUGCCAAAAUCAUUUUGCCCCGGAGGACUUCGAGACAAGCGGAGUAUUGAAGUCCAAUGCAGUUCCAGCACACAUGCUUAUCUUUCGCGCUAAAGACAGGUACAAGUUGACAGACAGAAAGGUGCGAAAGGAAGCGGACAGCAAAGCGCCAAAGGAGGGUACGGUUUGCUGUGUGCCGGGAUGCCGCAUACCUGCCGAGGAAUUGGGCUCGGGCAGGAUAACCUACAUGCAUUUUCCCCUGGAUCCCGCGCGUCGCGAUGAAUGGAUACGCUGCAUCCGUUGUGCCGUAUCUUGGGCGCCACGGCGUGGAUUCGAUAUGGUGUGCAGCCGGCACUUCACCGCUCAGGAUUUCUCGCACAGUGUUGUCAACAAAAUCACGGGCAUCACUUCAUCCCGCCUGAAGCAGAGUGCUGUUCCAUCUAAGUUGGAUUGCGUAGGACAAUUUCGAACCCCAAUCAGUACGAAAAUUCCUCUAAUACAUCCGAAAAUUCUCCAUAAAGGAGUUCAGUGUUGCUGUUUAUGCCGUUGGUGGCGGUUGCCGGAACCAGUUAAACGGUCGGAAAGGUUGGCAUUUUUCUCCUUCCCGAAACUUGUGGCGCAGAGGCAACUGUGGAUAACGGCGUGCCGUGAAUUGAGUCCGGAAUUUGUCUUCACGGUUGGGUCGCUAGUAUGUGAAAACCACUUUAAACCAGAUGACGUGACAUGGGGCAAGUCUAAGCUGAUUUUAAAGCCCACUGCGGUGCCCUCCGUUAGGACGCCAAACGAGUUGUCCAGCCCGGUUCUUGAAAGUGGUAUUUUCGAAGAACAACAUGCGUUUACGAACGGUGACGUAGCUGCAACAGAUGCCGGACUUCCUGUCGCUGUCGGUGACAAAACGAACAAUUUGGAAACCGUGGGUGAUUUGCGUGUACAGUCACAUGAGAACGAUCAUAUCCCAAUGGAAACUGACGCACCUUCAGCAAAUAAGGACCCCAGUGCAUCUCUUCAGUUGUGUUUGCCGGCAGCGUCACGGAACGGUCUUCCAGAAGAUAAGGGCGAGGAAAAUUCUUUCGAUCAUUUGCUCGUGACAUCUCCGCUACCGGAUAUUCAGGUUCCGUCUACGAUCAGGGGCCGGGUCUUGAUCGAGACGCCGACAAUUAUUACCGCAUCUGCGCCCAGUGAUACCUCCAUCUAUUGCGAACCUUGCUGCAAGUUGAUGCAAGCACCGUGUUGGAUACAUGCGGUUAAUGUCCCUGAUGAACCGGUCAUACCACUCGCUGUUGGUAGCCUGCCCAAAGUCUUGAAUAUGGACGUUUGUGAUGAAUCGCCGACUGGAAAGGCUGUUUUUGCGAGGGAAACACUAGUGCGCCACACGGUAUUUGGCCCGUUGAUCGCUCCGACAGUGUCAAGCGACGACGAGAAAGCCCGAUACGUGGAUGUUUCCGAUGUUGGCGAGGACGCCAAGCGUAAGCAGUACCAGCUGGAUUCGGAUUACCUCUGCAACUGGAUGAAGCACGUGCGACUGGCGGACAGCGUGGAAGCGAGCAAUCUGCUGGUGUUCGCGCGCGGAUGCGAGAUCGUCUUCGUCACAAACAGAACCAUCUCCCCGCACGAAGAACUGCGGGUGUGGUAUUCCAGACAGUAUUUGGAUCUUCUUAAUCCCGCAGCAUCUCAGAAUGUUGAUUCGGAUGGCGAAAUACCUGGUGUCGAGGACGAGAGGCGAAAGUUGGAGAAUAUUAUUAUGGAAGAGCCUUGUCCUGACUAUUGGGAUGAGAAAAUACUGGAGCAUUUAUCCUUGCAAAGAGACUUUGUUACUUCUACAGCAUCUUCGGAUCAGGAUAGCAAUAGUGAAGCAAACGAUGGACAGAAUGACAUAGUUGACGGUGAUAUUUGUGAAGAAUUGUUUCGUAUCUAUUCAAUUUCGGAUGGCGAAAUCGUUGAUAAUACGCCUGUGCCGAAUAACAGUGGCUCUUCGCAGCUGACGCCGCAAGUAAAACCACCAAAGAAUGCGCCUGCUCGGAAAAAAGUUCGACACGGUACAAGUCAGCCGGAAAAACCACUAGCCGGAGCGUUGGUAAAAGUAUGCAGAAUGACGUUACCGAGACAUACCUUCACCGCCGCCGCGUCUACUCGUGGUCAGGGAAAGGAACCUUUUCAGUGCACGCUAUGCGAUAAAAGCUUUUCCCUACAGAGUACUUUGCGAGCUCACGAAAAGCUUCAUCAGCCAGCGGCGUGGGUGAGCGAUAGUCUGACAUGCGAAAAGUGUGGUCUGCGAUUUCGAUCGCACAUGUUGAGCCAGCUACACGGUCUGAGACACCGCUGGAAGCCCAGUGGCAACAAUGUAGAGAGAGAGCUGACCUGUCCGAAAUGCGGUGACAUGUUUGACAAGUGGGAGGAGCUGAUGGACCACGUGGAGGAACAUGGGCGACCGACGGAAAAAUGCCGCAUUUGUGAUCAGCGGUUUGAGAAUCUGGAUGCACACCUGCGGCUUGGAAAUUGCGGACCGUUUUCACAGCUGGAGUGUUCGAGUGACCUUGAUGCUGGGCGUGCUGGAUUGAUGAGAUCUUCCAGCACUAACCAUAAGAGCUCAAGCGAACACUAUCUUUGCCAGGAUUGUGGAAAAGAGUUUGAACAUCAGUCCGGUCUGGCCGAGCAUCAGAAGAAGCACCUCAAUCUGACGUUCAAUAAAAGUUUCACUUGCGACGGAUGCGGAAUGCGGUUUGCAACGGAAUCGCUGCGCCAGGUGCAUAUUUUACAACACGGGAACAUCGUUAGUAUCGGAAAUCAGCAUCCCCGCGAACGGCGAUGUCCACAUUGCAAUAAAUCGUUCAAAAACCUGAGAGAGCUGGUGGUUCACGUGGACGAACAUGGAAGGACGACGGAUAAAUGUUCGCACUGUAAUCGCUGGUUUGGCCACUUGCCGGGCCACAUGCGACUCAAUCACCCAGCCUCACUGUCCAACAGUGUGGAUGGACGGAAUCAGUCGGGCCAGAACGGCGACAUCAGCGCGAAAUGUUUCUGCGACGUCUGUGAUGGCAUCUUUUUGACUAAAGAAUUGUUGAUGGCGCAUGCGAAAGAGCAUAACAGCGACAGGGACAUUUGUAAGACUCUCCAUUCCACCCUGGAGAAUAAUGUAACAGUCUGCCGGGAAUCUUCGCCGGAAAUACCGGAGGCUCCGUGUCUGGACAGUGCCUUGCCCAAUCGAAUGUCUCCCUCGUCCAGACUUCUCGGAAAUAGGUGCACGAGAAAGCGCAGCGCGGACAGCUGCUCUCCGCGUCCCGAAACUCCACCCACGAAGACCUCUCGUGUCGGUUGCGAGGUGGCUGCGCCGUUGGUUAUUCCUUCAUCUGACUCCCUGAACCAUGCUGAGAACGUCGGAAGCAACACACUACUUGUUGAUUUUUCUCAUCGUUCGCUGGUAAGCGUCGCCGGGGACGCCGAUACUCUGCGAAUAUGCUGCGUUCCUGGCUGUUCCAUUACUUCGCGGAACGCAUCCCAAACCGGGGACACUAUCUUUCCCUUUUUGCUGCCGGAGCACGAACUCUACGAUACCUGGGUCGAACGAAUUCGCUGCACCACUUCCUGGCAACCGCAGCCGGCCUCCUUCAUCUGCAGCCAGCAUUUCGAGCACGCCGAUAUGGUCGGUUACCGUUCGCAAAGCGGCAAAGCGAUGGUUUUGAAGGCGGACGCGUCGCCCAGUCGGUUGGCCUGUGUCAGGGUUUUCCACCAUUCAGGAUUGCGUGGCGGAGAGAUGGAGGACGCACGGAGUAUACUGGAGAUGCGAGCUUGUCAAGUGUGUGGUGCAAAACGGAAAAGAUGGACCAAACCCUCGGAAAGGCUCAUGUUCUACGCUUUCCCGACGGAUACCCGUCUCAAGUCGUUGUGGAUGCAAUUUCUGACGGACCAGGGACGACGGAAGCCGGUUACGGAGAAGUCGCUGGUGUGCCAGAAUCAUUUUGCUCCGGAGGAGUUUGAGACCGGCGGGACAUUGAAGGUCACUGCAGUUCCGUCCCGCAUGUGGACUUUUGGGCCGAUGUCCAAAGGGAAGGAAACGGACAAGAGAAGGAAACCGGUGUCUGCUGCUCGUAUCUCAUCAUUCCUGUCUAAUCCUGACAAUGCGUCUCACAACGGUCUUCCCGGUGAUGGAGAUUCUGUGGUUACCGCGCUUGCCAAAUCGGCGUUACCGGAAGUGGCGGUGGACCCUCGGACGCGCUCCGGAAAUGCCGUUAAGACUGCACUCAGUGCACUGGCGAUAACUGACCCCGACAACGCCUUAUUAUACUGCGAGUCAUGUUCCAAAGUGAUGCAGACGCCGUGUUGGAUGCAUUCGGACAGUAUCCCGGACGAACCGGUCAUUCCAUUGGCAGUCGGUAGUUUGCCCAGAGUUUUGUAUAUGGACGUAUGUGAUGAGUCGCCGACCGGUGUCGAGGCAGAGAGAAUGUCGGACAAUGUUAUUAAGGAAGAGUCGUGUCCUGACCAUUGGGAUGAGGAAAUAGUGUAUCAUUUAUCCUUGAAAAGAGACCUUGUUACUUCUGCAGCAUCUUCAGAUCCUGAUGAUGAUACUGAAACACCCGAUGGAAAGAAUAGUACAUUGGAUGGUGAAAUUGGUGAAGAAUUGUUUCGUAUCUGUUCGAUUUCGGACGGCGAAAUCGUUGACAAUGCGCCUGUGCCGAAUAACAUUGACUCGUCGCUGCUGUCGCCGAAAAGACAUCGACCCGCAGUUGCGCAGUUUUACUCUUGCAGCGACUGUGGCCUACGAUUUACGAAUAAAUCCGUCUUGGAAGUGCACCGGUUUGGUUAUCAACCGGCCGGUGCCGCCGGCAAUCAAGACAGUGUGCAGAAUUGCCCGGAAUGCGGCGUUGCAUUCCACCAUCUCGGAGAUCUGAUCCAGCACGUUGAUUUACACGGGGAAAUAACGCACCGGUGUCCGGUGUGUGAUCUGCGGUGUCCUGUACCUGAUCUGAAGCAGCAUAUCGCGCGGUGUCACCCUCAGUUCUACGCCGCCGAAAAGACGGGGUCGGUGGUCGAAAACGCGCGCUCAGUUCGCAGUGUCACCUGCAGUGAAUGUGGUCUGCAGUUUCCGUCCGCACUGCUGUGCAGUGUCCACAAGACGAAACACGAUUUGCAGAAACUGCUGGUGCACAUCGAUGUUCACGCUGUCCCAACGCAGAACACCAGGCUGUGCGGUAAAAACGUCGCUGUACCGGAACUGCCGGUGGUUAUGCGACAUGACCUUCAACACGAUAGCAGCCCCACGGGAAAACCUCUAGCCGGAACGUUGUUAAAACUUCACCAGCCAGCCACACACGAAAGUCUAACCUGCAAAGACUGCGGUCUACGCUUUCGAUCGCACGUGUUGAGUCGGUUGCACCGUCUGAAACACCAGGGGAAUCCUAGUGGCAGUAUUGGGGAUAAGGAGCUCACCUGUCCGAAAUGCGGUGAUGCAUUCGACAAGUGGAAGGAGCUGAUGGAUCACGUGGAGGAACAUGGCCGACCAACGGAAAAGUGCCGCGUUUGUGGUCAGUGGUUUGACAGUCUGGAUGCACACCUGCGCCAGGGACAGUGCGGAUCGUCUUCGCAGCUGGAGUGUUCGAUUAGCGCUAAUACUGGCGGUGCUGGAUUGCGGGAAUCAAGCACUUGA
Messenger RNA from Paramacrobiotus metropolitanus, 7209 nucleotides. RefSeq lists its product as uncharacterized. Lineage: Eukaryota; Metazoa; Tardigrada; Eutardigrada; Parachela; Macrobiotidae. Gene Ontology annotation, molecular function: RNA polymerase II cis-regulatory region sequence-specific DNA binding; DNA-binding transcription factor activity, RNA polymerase II-specific; protein binding. The transcript has 21 exons. Bases 268 to 7209 code for a protein of 2313 amino acids. Gene Ontology annotation, biological process: regulation of DNA-templated transcription. The record is from RefSeq and is a predicted model, not a curated record.